AUGCCGAAGGAAAAAAUCAUAAUAGGAAUCCCGACAUACGGCCAAGGAUGGACACUGAAAGACCCCUCAAAAACAGCAAUUGGAUCAGAAGGAAGUGGAAAAAGUGCACCGUCGACGACGAAUCCGGACGGUGGAACAGCUUCGUACUGGGAGGCAAGCGCUUUCACGCUAUUACCAUUGAUGCUCAAAGCCGUUGUUGUUGAUUUUAAUGAAUGCGUAGUUAUAGAUCUGUGA
Molecule: messenger RNA, 234 nt
Organism: Gongylonema pulchrum
Lineage: Eukaryota; Metazoa; Nematoda; Chromadorea; Rhabditida; Gongylonematidae
Source: the annotation of a GenBank genome assembly